AUGAAUUAGUAGUAUUGAUUCAAAGGUCUUAUCUGUUUGAUGCUGAGAAUGAAAAUGAUAUAAGUGAAGACUAUGAAGAUGAAAAUAAUGGAGAAUCAGAUAAUGAUUUAGAGAUUCCUAAUCAUCAAGUAGUAGUUCUUGUUAUUAAUAACAUUGAAGAUUUGCAUCAUCAAGCAUUUAAUCAAAAGAAUUAG
Molecule: messenger RNA, 194 nt
Organism: Scutellospora calospora
Lineage: Eukaryota; Fungi; Glomeromycota; Glomeromycetes; Diversisporales; Gigasporaceae
Source: the annotation of a GenBank genome assembly